This is a messenger RNA of Liolophura sinensis, 4305 nucleotides long. Its product is annotated as ras-related protein Rab-37-like. Gene Ontology annotation, molecular function: GTPase activity; GTP binding. The record is from RefSeq and is a predicted model, not a curated record. Bases 302 to 991 code for a protein of 229 amino acids. Lineage: Eukaryota; Metazoa; Mollusca; Polyplacophora; Chitonida; Chitonidae. The transcript has 8 exons.
AACAGCCUGAGCUAUCCUCGUACAUUGCCCUCUCUGUGACUCCGUAUCCAAUUUCUCGUCCUCAACUGCGGUGCUUUCUAUGUGUAGGACCGUUCAUGCCCAAGGCAUAUCGAAGCGAGUUUGUAUUCUGCUGGAGAGGUUCGUAUCGAUUCAUGGGCACCUGUUUUGUAGUCGAAUCUACACAGUGGAGCCAGUGCUUAUGUGUUUCCUCAGAUAGUCCCUGUGCCUGCUCCGAGAGCUCGUUUUAGCGGAACUCUUGUGCAUAAUUCCCAGCUGGAAGGGAGUCAAGUUUUUGGUCAUCAUGGGAGACGCGGAUUGCGGGCUCCGCCUUGUGCAAAAUGGUCAACCUGCGGGCUUCAUGGAUCGGAGUACUCUGGGGAAUGCCGAUUUAACGUACGACGAAACCCUCACACAUAAGACAAUCUUGGUGGGCGACAGUGGUGUUGGAAAAACGUCAUUAUUGGUACAGUUUGAUCAGGGAAAGUUUCAGCAGGGAUCAUUUUCUGCCACAGUCGGGAUCGGUUUCACGAAUAAAGUAGUGGAUGUAGAUGGUACUAAGGUCAAAUUACAAAUAUGGGACACAGCGGGCCAGGAGAGGUUCCGGAGUGUGACCCACGCCUACUACAGAGAUGCCCAUGCCCUUUUACUGCUGUAUGAUGUUACCAACAAGGCCAGCUUCGAUAAUAUCAGAGCUUGGCUAGCUGAAAUAAACGAGUAUGCACAAGAUGAUGUUGUCAUUAUGUUGCUAGGCAACAAAUCUGAUAUGACGGGUGAGCGAGUUAUACGACGAGAAGACGGGGAGAGACUAGCCAGGGACCACGGUGUUGCAUUCAUGGAGACUAGUGCAAAGACAGGAAUGAAUGUAGAACUGGCAUUUAUGGCUGUAGCUAGAGAUUUAAAAAUGAAGAAAACAAGGCGACCUAACGAACCCAAGUUCAGUGUUACGGAAUAUGUAGAAAGUGAGAAAAAGUCUGCCGGAUGCUGUGGGUAAUCAAGACUGAGAAGGAAAAGAUCCUAUACAAAUUUUCCUGAAUUAAAUUAUUUUUACAUGUACAAAGACUCAGUUGUGGAAACCAGGGGACAUACCUGAAUGUCCUUGUCCGUUACUCUCAAUGCCCAGUCAUUAUUUUGCCAUUGCAUUUAACAUUUAGCUGUAAGCUGAUAUACAUGUAGCAGAUUUACUUUGCUGCAUUUUGCCACAAGUCCCCUGAAAUGUAAGCCAUGGAUGCCCUGAGUUCAGUAGCACUCAUUUUAGUGUGUCAAGAGUAUCAGAUCAUCAAAGUUUGCCAGAUUUUUAGACUAGAGUGUGUAAUGGACACACAACUAGUUGGAUUUGCCUACUUUGAAUGUGGAUGCUAGAAGAGCUAGAAACGAUACCCCAGAAUUUGGUGGUUCAUUUUAUAGUUUAACAUCUCUUACUCACAGAAACCAGAAUUUCAUACAAGACAGGACAUAGGUUCACAGGAUACAAUGCCAUUCAAAAUCCCAAAUUGCCAUGUACACUCCCAAUUUGUCUGUCAGGAUUUGGAAUUUGUACAUGAGAUCCCAGUAACUUGCCAAGGAUAGUUGUAGGACAAAUUGUUUCUUUUUUAUUCCACAUGGGUAUUUGGUCACAGGGAUUGUCCUGACAAAACCUGCCAGGAAUAUGUCAGACAAAUUUCAUGGAUUCGUAUGUGAAAACAUUCCCAAAAGGUAAUUUUACUCACAAGACAGUCUUUAAUUUUAUAAGUUGUAGACAAGCAUAAUAGGGGAGCUGCGAGUUCGAUCUCUUGUGUCACAACGGGUUAAAAUAGUCCUUCUGUAACUUGUCAAAAAUGUUAGGCAACUUUUGUUCACAAUAAUUAACCAAUCAGCUGUCUUGUCGAAUACACAAAUGACAGGCCAUACACAAAGGCCAUUCUUCAGGAACUUCUUAACUUCACAUUCACAAAACGUUAAGCAACUCAAUUUUUUCCAUAGUUCUUGUAUUCUAAACAACUUUUUGUGAAACUUUUUGCAAGGGCUCAUAUUAUAGUAAAUAAAAUGUAAUCAGAAAUAGUUACCUAACAUUUCUGACAGGCCACAUGGUACAGUAGAACAUUUUUCUCCUUCAUUGUGAAAGAGUGCAAACUCAAAACUCCCAUGUUGUAAACAGAUAUGAAUUUAAAGAGAAAAGUUUAAAUAUAGAUAUAUAGUCCAUCUGAUUGAUUCUUUGUUAACAACAACAUCCUUGGCCACAUGGACCUGUUUAUGUAUAGGAGUGUUUUUUAUGAGCCCAGUUCCACCACUGGUGAUGGAAUAUUGACACGUUUCCUAUUGUCAUGACACUGCCUUUCUCCAUUCUGUCGAUCUUUAUAAAAUCAAUAUAGAUUAAGGACUGAAGUGAUAUAUAAUAUAUUCCAUUUGCAUGGAAUAUUUGCCUCUGGGGAAUUCUAGCCCUUUGCCAGCAGAUUUAAUGGAAUGAAACAUUUUAUGUCAAAACCACUUUUUUGUGUUCAAGAUGUUAUGUAAUAGUGCAUUGCUAUACUUGUCUCUUGUACCUUUCAUAAACGUUGUAUUUUACUGUACUUUUAAUAUUAUUUCAUAAAUUGCCUAUAUUUUGUCACAAACUCUAUUCCCAAAUUUUACUUUUUGUGAAGAUCUGUCUGAUGCUAAAUAUGUAUACAUAACACAUGGUGAUGUCUUUGAAUGUCAAAACAAUCUAACUUCUAUAUAUGUGUAUUCUGAGGGUCACAGGGGUGGGGGGGGGGGGUAAAUGAACACUGACUAGUUAGGCUCAAAUAUUUUGAUUUACCGAUUAGACGGGUAAAAAUAUGGAAUGUAUAGAUGUCCUGGCCCACUUGUGCUGAAUUGUAAGUGGUGAAUUCAGUUUGGUGUUAGGUUUGAAAUCAGUCCCCUACAGAGAUGAUUUUCAUUAUUCACUCAUCAUAAGCAUGUUUCGUGUGUGGUAUAAACUCAGUAUAUAAACUCAUAAAUCAAGGUUUUGUUUUCUCGAUAUUUAAAUCAGGCUGUUGUCUUUUCUGUUUAUGGUCCAAAUUGUGAGGAAAGAUUAAUGUAUGUUGUUUUGCCACAGAUGUUCUUGUGAUCAUAUAUACAUCAGAGUUUAGGGGCCACUGUCACAAAACUUUGUAAAUCAGUUUUUCAUAACUUUUCUUGUAAAUAACGUUGCCUUAUUGCACCAAAACAUACAUGUAAACAACAUCAGUUACGAAAAAAAGUUACGAGAAAUGUGACCUAGGAAGUAUUGUGAAAGUGGUCCCUGUAGUUUAUAUAUUUGUCUGAAAGGUACAAAGUUGUUUUCAAUUAUACCACAUAAAAGAAAGUGGGGUUAAGACAAAAUGGAAACAUUUAGUUUUGUAUUAACUUUUAAGAAGGUAGGAGUGAAACACAUGGCUUUGCCUGUCAUAUUUGGUUGAUUACACAACAUGUUAAUAUACAACCUGAUUGCUUUAUCAUUAAAAACGAGACAAAAUGAAAAUCAGACAUCAGGCAAGUAGACCUUGUUGGAUAGAAUGGUUCUCAUUAGUGUGGAAAUAUAUUUUCAAGACUGUAAUUUACCUGUAGAUAUCUCCAUUUAGGCCUAAGUCAAACUUUACAGCUGGUGCAAAGAUCUGAAUUUUUAGUGUGUUAGUGUUUGAAACAGAAGGUUUGCAUCCGUAUUAUACACUUGUUAUGAUUAGCACAAAAUACACAUCUGGUGUACGUCGAAGAUUGGAAAUUGAAAAUGGUGUGGAGCGGAGCUUAUGGAAUGCAUUUCAGUAGGCCCACUUGUAUGUAAGCUUGCAAAUGAGAAGAAACAUAGCGUUUGUGUCACCUUUCAUUCACAUAUGUUUUAUUUUACUGAAAUUGAAUUCUUUACCAUAUAUAUAAUGCUUUACAUGAUUGUUGUUUUAUUGAACCUGUACAUUGCCAAGGCCAUUCCAUUUUGUUGCUAGAGGGAAGGGUUGUCAUAAUAUAUAGAAAUUACCGAACAUUGCAUAAUCUCUUUAUUUAUUGUAAUUUAUUCCUUCUUAUUUUGUGUCAAGAUGUCACCAAUGUAUAUUGCCUAGUGUUUGUUGAAAAGGUUUCUGUUUAAUAUUGGUUUAGAAUAAAUUUAUAAAACAUUUCAAAGGGGUGUGUUUUAGAGAUAAGAAUGUUUCUUUGUUGAAAAUUAAGUUUACGAUGUAACUUUUAAAAGUGUAUGUACAUAUAGAAUAUACACAAUGUCUGUACACUUUGUGUGAAACGUUGUACAGAAAACAGUAUCUCCGUGCAAUAUACCUAAAGAGUAUGUAAAAAAUGACAGAUGUAUAUAGCUGUAGUUGACAUUAAAACAAUGGCAUUCAA